CGUUUUCCGUAAAAGUUUUGUUGUGGGUGGACGUAGUUUUUGUAAUUAUUUAUUUCUGUACAGUUUUAUUUAUAAUUAUGAAUAUUAUGUUAUCUAUUUGUGCGGUAGUGUUAUAAUUUAUAUUGAGAUGUUUAAUAUGUUAGGGGCGUCUUUAUUGGCAGUUUGUAAAACUUAUUUUUCGACAAACAAGUGGUUUACAAGAUUUUAGGAGUUUGUGGCGGUGCCUUUUUGUAUAGAAUUAUUAAGGGUAAAUAACAGGUAAACAAUCAACAUGGUGUCUCCUAAAGUGAAGAGUGGCCUCUUCAUGGGCUUCGGCGCCACCAUGGUGGUUAUCGGAGCCGUCAUGGUUGUGUACUGGCCCCCAAUAUUUAUGUCACAGCUGCAAAGGAUGAUGAUCCUCUCAGAAGACUCGAUGUCGUUCAGCAUCUGGCGCGAGACGCCGAUCCCGAUGUUCCUGGAGUGUUUCCUCUUUAACAUAACUAACGUGGAUGACAUACUGGCCGGGAAGAACGUGACUUUACAAGUCGCAGAGAUGGGCCCGUAUGUGUUUCGAGAGACGCAUUUAAAGACGAACUUGAGCUGGAACGAUAACAGUACGAUAACGUUCUUCAACGAGCGCUGGUGGCACUUCGUACCUGAAAUGUCCAACGGGAGCCUGUCAGACAACAUCACCACCAUCAACCCUGUCAUAGCGACGGUAGCAUACACGCUACGCCACCGCAACGCUCUCCUCAACAUGUUUGUAGACGGCUUCCUUCGCCUCUACCACCGCAACCUGUUCCUAACAGCCAACGCGUCGGCGUGGCUCUUCGACGGCAUCGACGACCCCGUCAUCGACAUCGCCGAGCAAUUCCCGAACUUGCCCAUCAACAUACCGUUUGAUAAGUUCGGAUGGUUCUAUACGAGGAACGGCUCAAUCGACUACGACGGGGCAUUCAACAUGCACACAGGAGCGUCGGACUUCUCUCAACUCGGCAACAUAAUGGAAUGGAGACACAGCAACCGUACGACAUUUAGAGGCGAAUGUGGGAAAGUCCAGGGCUCCACUGGUGAGCUGUGGGCACCUGAGCUGGGCCAGCCUGAGGUCUACAUCUUCGCCUCGGAUAUUUGCACAUACAUGAUCCUGAGUAAAGACAAGGAGGUGAGAGUGCAGGGAAUAGACGGCGUGCAGUACGCAGCCAACGACUCGGUCUUCGAUAACGGCUACCGGUAUCCUCACAUGGCGUGCUACUGCGACGAGGUCCGAGACGGCAACUGCCUUCCGCCGGGAGCGCUAAACGUGUCGGAGUGUCGCUACGGCGCGCCAGCCUUCGUGUCGCUGCCGCACUUCCUCAACGCAGACCCUUACUACCCCAGCAAGAUAGAAGGCCUUAACCCUACGAGCGAGCACAACUUCAGGCUGUCACUGGAGAUGUUCACGGGCAUGCCGCUGGCCGUGGCCGCGCAGCUACAGGUCAACAUGCUAGUGCGACACGUCGGCGGCAUCUCGCUAAACAACGUGCUGCCGGACCCGGACACGUUGGUGCCGAUGUUCUGGUUCCGGCAGGAGCUGCAGACCACGCCCGAAUACGCCGCGCAGGCGCGCCUUGCGUUGCGAUUGCGGUACUGGGUGCCGUACGGGCUCAUCGCGCUCACUGUAAUCGGCGUAAUUCUCCUAGUACCAGGUAUAAUCAUUCUAUUCAAACGGAUAUUAAGGUCGUCGGAGACGAGGCCAAUCCUUUCCGAGUCUUCGUCAGAAGAAAGUACCAACGCAGCUCAGUGACGAACAAAGUCUAGUUGGAAAACCUUCCAAAUUGACUGUACUAUUAUACCAGUGAAAAAUACCAAAAGAUAGUACCAGUGAAAAAAGUGCGUAAGAAGCGUUCACAAAGGUAAGGUAACAGAUACACUUUCUCAUAAAAUGUCAUGCUUAUUAGCAUUCUUAAAACAAGCGUGCUCGAAAAAUUCGAAAUAAGAAUGUUUAAUAAGCUCGGGCCGUGGGAAAAUGUCAUUAAUUUUAUUGCGAUAAUUGACGUUAACCGUAGGUGUAUAGUUCCAAAAUACUGGACUGUCCUAUCGAUGACAUUGACAGUGGGGCGCCACCGUCAAUACCGGAUCGCUGGUUCCGAUUUUUGCCAUGUUGGAAACCAUACAGUUGAACGAUGGUAGCGCCCCCCUGUCAUUGAGUUUGGUGGGACAGUUCAGCGUGGGUCAUCUAUACCCACGACUUAACGCGAUAAUUUGACAACGGCAAUAACAUUUCCGUUUGGUGUUGGCUCAGAGAUUUACGCGAGAAUUAAUGUGUUGAAGCGGCCACACCACUCUACGUCAGUGUCGCAAUAAUUAUCGCGAUAAUGGGCAUUGACGUUAGCCGUUAGUGUGGCCCCAACAUUGAGUCCCACGAUUCUGAAACGAAACGUCUGAAACGAAACAAGUGGCAAAAAUCUAAAAGUAACAACCCAGUAUUGAUUGAUAGUAGCGCCCUCUUGUAUUUGUUAUAAUUCUAAGGUACGUGGCAAUAAUCGGAACUAAUAAUCCAGUAUUCAUAGAAGCGCCCUUCUGACAACGUCAUAGCUAGGACGGUUCAGUGUAGGUCAUCUUUAUUAGCAAUGUUUCGACACAAAUACUACUAAGUGAAAAUUGCUCAAUAGUGGCAUGCUUUCGUGCUAGUAAUGAGCAUGUGUAUCUGUACCUUAACAUUUGCUGUUUUUGCUUGCACACGUUUUACAAAAAUGUACUGU
This is a messenger RNA of Ostrinia furnacalis (Asian corn borer), 2720 nucleotides long. RefSeq names its product scavenger receptor class B member 3 (gene SCRB3). The transcript is spliced from 11 exons. Gene Ontology annotation, cellular component: membrane; cytoplasm. Gene Ontology annotation, molecular function: scavenger receptor activity. The record is from RefSeq and is a predicted model, not a curated record. The coding region runs from base 272 to 1762 and encodes 496 amino acids. NCBI's taxonomy places the organism in Eukaryota, Metazoa, Arthropoda, Insecta, Lepidoptera, Crambidae.